AUGGCUGAUAUACUUUCACUUGAACAACUAGUUCAUCUUUCUUUGGGUGAUCCUGAGGCAGGUGCUGUAAAUUUUAAUGUUUUAAAAACUCUUCUUUUACAAAUGCUUAAAGCAAUGAAUCUAUUCAACCAUAAACCAACAAUGUCUGAUCAUGAUGAACGCACAAUAAAAGAAGCUUUAUUAGCAUCAUCAUCGUUAUCGCCAAAGCCAACAAAAACUAAUGUGAAAUUUGAUCAAGAAGAAACAACAAGUCAACUCGAUGAAAAUGACGAUUCCAAUAAUGAAAUUAAACAAAAAUUACGGCGAAAAACUCGUGAUCGAAGUUCAGAUCGGCUUACUACAUUAGAAGAAAAAGUAAAUCGUUUCGAAUCCCAACUAAAUGCAUUUGAUCAAAUACCAUCGAAUUCCGAAUUAAUCGAUAAAGCUAAACAAAUAUCAAAAAGUAAAAGUGAUGAUACGAAUUCUUUGAAAACAACGAACCAUCGUGGUCCUAUACUUGAAAUAUGGCAAUAUACUCAAUUAGAAAAACGUCUUGAAUCAGCUGAAAAUGGCAUAACAAGACUUGCCUCCUUACUUCAAGAUCUUAUAUCGGAUAUGGAUGAUUUGAAAGAAUCACAUGAAACAAUAAAACAAGCAACAGAUGAACUCAAAAAACAACAAGAUGAUUUGAAAAAAAUUAUGGAUACCUUAAAUAAGGAAAAAAAUGAUUGGGCUAAAAAAUCUGACGUCGAAAAUUUAGAUGAAAAAAUUCGUAAUCUACAAAAUUUACUUGCAUCAUUGCGAGAUCGUCUUGAUGAAUUAUCAAAAGCAAAUGGAGAUAUUACACCUAUGCCUGAUUUAAGUGGUUUCGUUACGUGGGAUCGAUUAGAAGAUGCACUUAAAGGUAUUCGAGAAUCCAUAGAAAAGUCUUCAAAUGAUGUAGCAGCUGCCUUGGCGUCCGCACGAGACAAUCGACGACCCGUACAAGUUGUUGAACGUCAAAGUCAAACAUCAGCCAAACGAAAGGAUACACCUGUAGAAGAAAAACGAUCACCUUUACAAGAAAAUAGUGGUCAGCCAUCAGAAGGUCUUUCCGAUUUGUUACAACAGUUAGGAACCUUAAAUAGUCGACACGAACAAUUAAAAGCAUUAGUUGAAGCCCUUGAACGUAAAAAACUGAAUCGUGAUGAAUUCGAUGCAUUCAAAAAUCAACAUGAUGACUUAUUUGAUCGUCUUGCUGCACUGGAACGUGAUUUUAAUGAUGGAUUAUCAAAACGACAGAAUAAUUCUCCUGGUCCUGUACCUGUUCCUUCGCAGCGUACAGAUCAUUCCGGCGAUUUAUCAGAUUUUCGAACAGCUUUACACCGUCUACGCGAAGAUCUCGAUCGUCUCAAGCAACUCGUUCAAGAUUUAAUAAAUAAAGGAAAUUUAUCUGCUCAAGAUAUUGAAGCAUUGAAAAAGUUAAUCGAACAAUUAGAUCAAUCAAAAGCUGAUAAGAAUACUGUUAACAAUGAACUUGAUAAAAAAGCUGAUAAGCGAGAUCUUGAAAAUCGUGUUUUGAAAAAAGAUUUCAAUGCUGCUUGUAAUGAACUAUCACAAAAUCUCAAUGAUUAUAUGCAAAAAUUUAAUGUUCAUGAUGAUACACAAAAACAAGACUUAGAAAAAAUGAAUCAUGAUAUCGAUGGAAAACUAGAUCGAUCAGAACUUGAAGAAUUACGUGAUUAUAUAGAUAAGCAAUUGAAAAAAUUGAAGAGAUUGGCGAAAGAGCAGCAACAGACUCAACAGCAACAUGUACAUCUCAUGUCCGAAGAUGAGGCUGCCGGUUUACGAAAGCAGCUUAUUCGUUUUCAUUGCAUCAGUUGUGAUCGUCCUAUCGAUGUUCAACCACACGCUCAGCAACCGAGUCUUCCCGCAAAUCAGGGUAUGCGUCCCAUCCAGUCACCCCGACCAUACACAACCUACGAACUGGAUCAAAUUCGCCAAUACCAAAAGAGUCAGCAGUUUAGUACUGAUUUGAGCGGCGGUGUAGCGGAUGUCUAUGCUACUGUUCGGCAGUGUGGUGGUUCACACACAAUGACACUACCAUUUAAACGACAAAUAAAAAUACAACCUACGGUUCCGGAAGAAACAGUGAUAUCGAGAAGUGAAGUUGAUAUUAAAGGACAAGAUGGUAUUAUUUAUAAGGGUAGAAUUGAUGUGGGUAAUCUUCCAACUGUCGAUAUGCAGAAAAAGAAUUCGGUUGUUUUACUUGCACCUGUGCCGCCGCAAAAAUCACGAUCGGAUUUAAUUCCGAAAUCUGCUCCUCCUCAACGUCAUCAUGAAUCAUUUGUGCUGAAUCAUGAUCAAGAAGAAAACGGUAUAUCACCGAUUAUUCCUAAUCUUGAGCCAGCCUUACCCCGAGAUGAUAAUUUUAGUUGA
Molecule: messenger RNA, 2397 nt
Organism: Rotaria socialis
Lineage: Eukaryota; Metazoa; Rotifera; Eurotatoria; Philodinida; Philodinidae
Source: the annotation of a GenBank genome assembly